AUCUUCCCCCGAGAUGGAUCACACACUGAUCUUUCUUUGGGCACUGCUACUUUCAGCCACAGCAUCUACAGUAUCUGGAGUAACUCCCAUGCCAGGUGAUCUUUCUUCAUCAUCUGAACCUGGAUGUGGUGGCACGUUUUCAGAUGAUACAGGCUCAUUUUUUGGCCCAUAUUAUCUUGGAGACAAUAGAAAUAAAGAGUGUGUCUGGAGAAUUGACUCCCCUGAAAACUAUCCAAUAAGAAUAAACAUUAAUUAUAUAAACUUAGACUGUGCUACUGAAUAUAUUGCUGUCUAUGGGGGAGAACCGCAGAGGUCAGCUCUACUUGGGAAAAUAUGCGAAGGAGAAAGGACAUUUUUCUCUUAUUCAGGCCUGAUGACUUUGGUACUACACAGACAUUCCGAAAAAGAAGGUCAAGGCUUCAUUGCAUUUUAUGAUGUAGGAGAGGAUUUCACAACUCCAUUGCCAAGAGCUAACCUCACAAGUCCCGCUCGUCCUGAAGAACCAACUGUUCCAUCUACUCCUAUCAAAACAACUUUCAUACCAAAAGAGACACCUGCUCCAUCUAGUCCAGCUCCACCUAUCCAAACAACUAUCCAAACAGUUAUCGCAGAAACCGCUGCUCCAUCUAGUCCAGCUCCACCUAUCCAAACAACUAUCCAAACAGUCAUCGCAGAAACUCGUGCUCCAUCUAGUCCAGCUCCACCUAUCCAAACAACUAUCCAAACAGUCAUCACAGAAACCCCUGGUAAAUCUAUAAGACUGGUGAAUGGAAAAAAUACCUGUGAGGGACGUGUUGAAAUCUUUCAUAAUGGAUUGUGGGGAACCGUCUGUGAUGACUUCUGGGACGUAAAAGACGCAACAGUUGUGUGCAAGCAGCUCGAUUGUGGAAAUGCCAUCAGAGCAUUUAGAAGUGCUUACUUUGGUCAAGGCUCAGGAAACAUAACUCUGGAUGAUGUAAAUUGUAGAGGAAAUGAAAGCAGAUUGGAGGACUGUCCUCAUAGAGGAUGGUAUCGUCAUAAUUGCAACCAUGGAGAAGAUGCUGGUGUUUCUUGCUCAGGUAAUACUGCAGUUGCUCCAGAACCAGAAAUACCACCUAGUGAAUCCGUAAGACUGGCCAAUGGAAAAAAUAAAUGUGAGGGACGUGUUGAAAUCUUACGUGGUGGAUUGUGGGGGACCGUCUGUGAUGACUCCUGGGAUCUAAACGAUGCAAAGGUCGUGUGCAAGCAGCUUGGUUGUGGAAGUGCUACCAAAGCACAUGGAAGUGCUUUCUUUGGUCAAGGCUCAGGAAACAUAACUAUGGAUGAUGUGAAUUGUAGAGGGAAUGAAGAAAGAUUGGAGGAAUGUUCUCAUAAAGGAUGGUUCCGUCAUAAUUGCAACCAUGGAGAAGAUGCUGGUGUCACAUGCUCAGGUUUUUCUACACCUGCUCCUCCAGUGACAGAGAUCAUCCCUACAAAUCAAUGUGGAGGCCAGCUGACAAAUGCUGAUGGAUCCUUCUCUGGACCUUAUUAUCCUGGAAACCACACCAAUAUGACCUGUGUCUGGAAAAUUCAAGUGAUGCCCUUUGAUCGCAUAAAUUUAAAGUUCUCUUCUAUCAACUUGAACUGUGAUAAAGAAUAUAUUGACAUUUUUGAUGGACUCCGAUAUAGUUCAUAUCCACUUGGAAGAGCUUGUUCUAGCGCCUAUCUCAACUAUACCUAUUCAUCAACUUCCAACAUAAUGACAAUAGUGCUACAUAGGGAUUCAGGUUAUUCAGGAAAUGGGUUCUCUGCUCGUUACUACUCUAUUCCACAAGAACUGACACCUACUACACCAGCUUCGACUUCUAAAGAGAGAAGACUUUCAUGUGCUGAUGGAUUCAUGCGUGCACAGCUUAGCAUAGCCUACCUCAAUUCAAUCGGCUAUGAUGCAUCACAAGUUUACCUGAACUCCCUAGAUAGAUCAUGUUCAUCUCACAUUUCAGGCGAUUAUGUUUACUUUACUAUACCAUUCUAUGGCUGCAACACGGAGAUAACGGUGAAGAAUGACACGAUAAUUUAUUACAAUGUAAUCAAGACACUCAACUCCGAUUAUAUUAUUACAAGAAAGAAAAACUUUCAAUUUCAUGUUUUGUGUGAAAUGAAGCAGAACACUAUUGUAGAAACAAAGUUUAUUGCCGAAAAUGCUGUUGACAUUACUGAAAGACAUAUUGGCCAUUACAAUGUGUCUCUGGCAUUCUAUUCAUCAUCAUCCUUUACCGAUAAAGUUCUGGGAUCAUCAUACUACGUUUCACUCAAUCAGAAUUUAUAUCUCCAAGCUACUCUGCAUACUGCUGAUCCAAAUAUUGUACUCUUCUUAGACACGUGUAUCGCAUCUCCAGAUAGUAAUGAUUUUAGAACCUUAACCUACGACUUAAUCCGAAGUGGAUGCCCACGAGACUCUACGUAUAGAAGCCUGCCCUCACCAACAAACAAUGUAGUUCGUUUCCAAUUCAACUCCUUUAAGUUCCUUAACAAGCACAAUUCAGUUUACAUACAAUGUAAAUUAGUAGUGUGUAGAGCAGGUGAUCCUUCAUCUAGAUGCCACCAGGGAUGUUUACUGAGAAAAAAGAGAGGCGUGGAUGAAUCUCAGGAGAAGGUUAAUGUUGUUGUGGGACCAUUCAGACUUCUGAAGGAUGAAAAUGAACCACUUACAAUAAUAUCAUUUGUGUUUUUGAAAGGGACACAGGAACUACGCUUAGUAAAUGGAUGGAACAGAUGUGCCGGAAGAUUAGAGGUUUAUUUUAAAGGAAUUUGGGGGACUGUUUGUGAUGACUACUUUAAUCCGAUCAAUGCACAUAUUGUGUGUAGACAACUUGCAUGUGGCAAUGCAACUUAUGUGGUAGGAUGGUCGUACUUUGGCAAAGGAUCAGGGAACAUCAGUCUGGAUGAUGUAAAAUGCACAGGAAAUGAGUCCACCAUCUGGGAUUGUGUUCACGCUGGGUGGUUCAAUCAUGACUGUGGACACAAUGAGGAUGUCGGUGUCAUUUGCUCAGAUGCUGCAUUAUUACCAACAGGCAGUACAAAAAUACCAACCCCAACUCCAUUUGUUACAUCUAAAGACCUUUCUACAACCCCUGUAGAUCUGACUACGCAGGAAAUAAGAGAUUCCACAUAUUUCCCAACUAAAAAAACCUUUGAAACCACCCACCCAGCAACUGAGAAAGAAAUAACACCUACUAUGAGAACUGUAGAAAUGUCAUAUAGAACUACAUCAUCAUCUAAGACUACCCAUUCAAUAACCCAGAACGAAGAAACAGUCAUGCCAAGCUUGGGAGCCACUUCUCAGAGAACUGUAGAAGAGUUGAAAACAUCUGCUCCUACUUCCGUGAUUGAAAAAUCUCUGAGACUGGUGAAUGGAGAAGACAAAUGUCGUGGUCGCAUUGAGGUCUUUUACAAUGGAAGCUGGGGAACAAUUUGUGACGAUGGCUGGGACAUGAAUGACGCACAAGUUGUGUGUAAGCAGCUUGCCUGUGGAGAGGCCCUUCAAGCCCUACCUAAUGCUGCAUUUGGGGAAGGAACUGGCAGCAUCUUCCUGGAUCAGGUCCAAUGCAAAGGGGACGAAUCCUCUCUUGAAGAAUGUUCUCAUAAACCUUGGGGCGUUCAUGACUGUCGCCACAAAGAAGAUGCUGGGAUCAUUUGCUCAGGUCCUGCUGUCACCACAUCACCACCUGAUCUCUCUACACCCUCUGCUAAGAUGACUACUCAGGGAAUAAAAGAAAAAUCUCUGAGACUGGUGAAUGGAGAAGAGAAAUGUCAUGGUCGUAUUGAGGUCUUUUACAAUGGAAGCUGGGGAACAAUUUGUGACGAUGGCUGGGACAUGAAUGACGCACAAGUUGUGUGUAAGCAGCUUGCCUGUGGAGAGGCCCUUCAAGCCCUACCUAAUGCCGCAUUUGGGGAAGGAACUGGCAGCAUCUUCCUGGAUCAGGUCCAAUGCAAAGGGGACGAAUCCUCUCUUGAAGAAUGCUCUCAUAAACCUUGGGGCGUUCAUGACUGUCGCCAUAAGGAAGAUGCUGGGGUCAUUUGCUCAGGUCCUGCUGUUACCACAUCACCACCUGACCUUUCUACAUCCUCUGCCAAGCUGACUACACAGGGAAUAAGAGAAAAAUCUCUGAGACUGGUGAAUGGAGAAGAGAAAUGUCAUGGUCGCAUUGAGGUCUUUUACAAUGGAAGCUGGGGAACAAUUUGUGACGAUGGCUGGGACAUGAAUGACGCACAAGUUGUGUGUAGGCAGCUUGCCUGUGGAGAGGCCCUUCAAGCCCUACCUAAUGCCGCGUUUGGGGAAGGAACUGGCAGCAUCUUCCUGGAUCAGGUCCAGUGCAAAGGGGACGAAUCCUCUCUUGAAGAAUGUUCUCAUAAACCUUGGGGCAUUCAUGACUGUCGCCACAAGGAAGAUGCUGGGGUCAUUUGCUCAGGUCUUGCUGUCACCACACCAACACCUGACCUUUCUACAACCUCUGCAGAUCUGACUACACAGAAAAUAAGAGAGCUUUCUACAACCUCCACAGAUCUGACUACACAGCAAGUAAGAGAAAAAUCUCUGAGACUGGUGAAUGGAGAAGACAAAUGUCGUGGUCGCAUUGAGGUCUUUUACAAUGGAAGCUGGGGAACAAUUUGUGAUGAUGGCUGGGACAUGAAUGACGCACAAGUUGUGUGUAAGCAGCUUGCCUGCGGAGAGGCCGUCCAAGCCCUACCUAAUGCUGCGUUUGGGGAAGGAACUGGCAGCAUCUUCCUGGAUCAGGUCCAGUGCAAAGGGGACGAAUCCUCUCUUGAAGAAUGCUCCCAUAAACCUUGGGGCAUUCAUAACUGUCGCCACAAGGAAGAUGCUGGGAUCAUUUGCUCAGGUCCUGCUGUCACCACACAAACACCUGAGCUUUCUACAACCUCUGCAGAUUUGACUACACAGAAAAUAAGAGAAAAAUCUCUGAGAUUGGUGAACGGAGAAGACAAAUGUCGUGGUCGCAUUGAAGUCUUUUACAAUGGAAGCUGGGGAACAAUUUGUGACGAUGGCUGGGACAUGAAUGACGCACAUGUCGUGUGUAGGCAGCUUGCCUGCGGAGAGGCCUUCCAAGCCCUACCUAAUGCUGCGUUUGGGGAAGGAACUGGCAGCAUCUUCCUGGAUGAGCUGAAGUGCAAUGGGGAUGAAUCCUCUCUUGAAGAAUGCUCCCAUAAACCUUGGGGCGUUCAUAACUGUCGUCACAAGGAAGAUGCUGGGGUCAUUUGCUCAGGUAAUCUGACUUGCUCAAUUUUCAAACUGGUGAAUGGAGAAGACAAAUGUCGUGGUCGCGUUGAGGUCUUUUACAAUGGAAGCUGGGGAACAAUUUGUGACGAUGGCUGGGACAUGAAUGACGCACAUGUCGUGUGUAGGAAGCUUGCCUGCGGAGAGGCCAUCCAAGCCCUACCUAAUGCCGCAUUUGGGGAAGGAACUGGCAGCAUCUUCCUGGAUGAGCUGAAAUGCAAAGGGGACGAAUCCUCUCUUGAAGAAUGCUCCCAUAAACCUUGGGGCGUUCAUAACUGUCGCCACAAAGAAGAUGCUGGGGUCAUUUGCUCAGGUAAUCUGAACUGCUCAGUUUUCAAACUGGUGAAUGGAGAAGUCAAAUGUCGUGGUCGCGUUGAGGUCUUUUACAAUGGAAGCUGGGGCACAAUUUGUGACGAUGGCUGGGACAUGAAUGACGCUGAAGUUGUAUGUAGGCAGCUUGCCUGUGGAAAGGCCAUCCAAGCCUUACCUAAUGCUGCAUUUGGGGAAGGAACUGGCAGCAUCUUCCUGGAUGAGCUGAAGUGCAAUGGGGACGAGUCCUCUCUUGAAGAAUGCUCCCAUAAACCUUGGGGUGUUCAUAACUGUCGCCACAAAGAAGAUGCUGGGGUCAUUUGCUCAGGUCCUGCUGUCACCACAUCAGCACCUAAAACAGUUUCCCUUACAACAAAGAAUCCCAUUACACUUACUCCCACAAGAAAUACAUCAAAAGUACCAGUGCAAACAUUAUGCAUGCACAUAUUCUUUUGUGUCUUUAAUAUGUUGCAUUGUAGAACUUCCAAUAUACUGUUUUAUUUAAGCAAAUGCAUUUUUCAAAGGUUUUUUUUUUAUGUUAGAAGUUUUUCUGGUGUACUCCCUAAAAUAACCUCCCUUUUUUUUGCAUUUAAGAUUAUUUUCAGCUCUAAUGUUAAAUUAUAUUUGCUCUAUUUAUUACCAGUUCGGGCACUAACUACUCAGAAUCCAACUACUAGACCUGUUCCUGCAGUAACCACACCUCAUCCGAUUAUUCCAGCAUCAAAAUCUAUAGCUUUUCCUAACACUAAGAAGCCCACUCCUUCUGGCAAGUGUCUCUAUGGCUGCAAACUCACAGGUCCUUCAGGUUCAUUUUCAAGUCCAUUCUAUCCUUCAAACUACCCAAUGAAUUCUUACUGUGUUUGGGACAUAGAGGUAGAAGAAAGACGUCAUGUAGAACUCAGAUUCAAAGAUUUCAGAGUGGAAAUUACCAGAUUCUGCACGGUUGAUUUUGUGGAGAUCUUUGAUGGCCCUUUCUCAACAUCUCCUUCAUUUGGAAAAAUCUGUUGGACUCCACGAAAGAUAUACAUAUCCUCAUCAAACAAAAUGAGAAUUGUAUUUAUAAGUGAUUCUAGCAUGAGUGAAAGAGGCUUUCUUGCACACUAUCGAGAAGUGCCUCCAAGGAAAACUGUGAUUCCAACCUUGCCGCCGCCACCACCACCAACUACCACAGUAGCCACGAUAGCCAAACGGAAUACAACAUGUGUGAAAACGCUGAUGAGAAAUUUUCAAGCAAUGCCAAUUCAACUCAACGCAAGUGAAAACUGCAUCUGGGAAAUAAAGGGAGAAAGGGAUACAAACCAAACCAUUCGACUAAUUUUUUCUUACGUCGAAUUCAACUGUUUUAGGAAGAAUAUGCCAUACUCAAGACUCAGCAUUUCACUCAUCAUCUUCAGCUUUAACGUUUCGCAUAUCAACGGGCUCCACAAAUUUUACACGAAAGAUCCAUGCAUUUUAUUACUAUAUUUUACCAGACACACGCUAGAAAUGGAUGGCCACUGCAGAUAUGAUUUUCUUGCCAUUUUUGAUGGUCCAACGUCCGAUUCUCCUUUAAUCAAAAAACUGUGUGGUCUUUCAGCUCCAACAUUUAAGUCUUCAUCUAACGCUAUGACAAUCGUGAUGUCUACGGACUAUGCUAAUUCUUACAGGGGCUUUUCAGCUCGCUACACAACUACACCAAUAUCACAACCAAACAGUAAGUCCAAUGAGGCUGUAAUAACUGAUUUAUACUACUAUUCUAUUUUUUUCCUUUUGCUGUUAGCAUCCCUCAGUUGUUCUUCAGACAGGAUGACAAUUACUCUCAGCAAAUUUUACUUGGCUUCACUCAACUAUAAUGCAAGUUUCUUACAUCUGAAUGACCAAACUUGCAAGCCUAUUUCUUACAACCCAGUGGUAUUUUCUUUUCCAAUCAACAGCUGUGGAACAAUUAAAAAGACUGAAGGUCAAAGCAUCUCAUACAGCAAUAUUGUAACUGCCUUGCCAGCAGGCAAUGUGAUCAGCCGCCAAAAGAAAGUUGAAAUUGUUGCAAAAUGUAUAAUGGAAAACAAUUCAACAGUAGAAGUUGUAUAUGUAACAGAAAGUGAAUAUUUAGACAAUACAACGAGUGUAGGUAGAUACAAUCUCAGCAUGUCGUUCUAUGAAACAGAGUCCUUCUCCAAACCAGUAUUUGAAACUCCCUACUUUGUUGACUUGAACCAAAUGCUCUAUGCACAGAUCAGCCUACAUUCCAGUGAUCCAAAUCUGGUAGUGUUUGUGGAUACUUGCACUGCAUCUCCAGAUCUUAAUUCUAAAUCACCAAAAUAUGAUUUAGUUAAAACUGGAUGCACUAAGGACGACUCUUUUAUGGCCUAUCCCAUCCUUGAGCAUUAUGGAAGAUUCAGGUUCAAAUCCUUCAGAUUUCUAAAACAUCACCCAUCAGUUUAUCUUCACUGUGAAGUUUUAAUUUGUGACAGCAAGGAUUCCAAUUCUCGCUGCACCAAAGGUUGCAUUUCUCGGCAUAAGAGAGAGAUUCCCUCCUACAAAUGGAAAGGCGAUGCAGUGUUUGGACCCCUCAGACUGAAAAGAGAAGAAAGUUCCAUGGAUCGCUCAGGUGAGAAUGUUUUAUUGGAAUUGAUUAAUUAAUUUCAUUGGAAAUUGUUUAAGAGCACUUUCAGUAUUAUAAAUAGCAAUCAGAGCACACUACCACUGAACUGCAGAUAAGCAGAAUGCCAGUGCCAUCAUCUCUACCCAGUCAAUCAAAAUACUGGUUUAAAAAAAAGGAAAUUUAUAGCCAACAAUUUUCCAAAUUUUAUUUUAAAAGUAUUGUUCCAUGAUUUUGGAAUUUGUGAAGACCUUUUAACCUCCUUUUGUCUUCUGUUUUUUAUAUUCAGCAAUUUCUAGUGAAGUUUAUCCAGA
Molecule: messenger RNA, 8455 nt
Organism: Ahaetulla prasina
Lineage: Eukaryota; Metazoa; Chordata; Lepidosauria; Squamata; Colubridae
Gene: DMBT1
Product: deleted in malignant brain tumors 1
Exons: 56
Coding region: 14-8182 (2722 amino acids)
Cellular component (GO): membrane
Source: RefSeq, a predicted model, not a curated record